AUGUGUCAAGUCAACGUCGACACUCUGGAUAAAAUAGCAGAUGCAAUCUACUCUAAAACAGUGGAAGUGACCCGAAAACACACAGAAGCUGCCGCCGCCUCCAUCAAAGCUACCUAUUGUUGGAACUAUGCAUCAUUUGACAGGCACAAUUUCUGUCAGGCAAGAUCAUAUGUUAUAACUCUUCAGAUAUUGCUAUCUGUCAAUAUGGUGACGACUGGAGACAGGUGUAAAAUAUGUGCUUUGGCACUCCUCACUGCUAAACGUGUCUGGUCAUUUAGCUCCAUCUGGCAAGAUGAGGCUUUGCACCUCAUUACUUCAAUUAAGGAUCUAGCUGUUACAGGAGAAUCAAUCAAUCUAACAGAAAAUCUCCUCUCUUAUACAAGAUCUGUGCUCUGCAGAACAGCAAUCAUUACGAUGAAUUUGAGAAAGAAUGUUUGUUUUAACGAACAAUUUUGGCUUUUGAUGCUGGAUAUGUUUUCUGCGGGAAAUAAAACUUCAUCAGCAACAGUUAAAUGGGCAAUCUCAGAGGUGAUUAGAAAUCCAAGAGUGAUGGUCAAGGCACAAAGUGAAAUACAGAAAGCCUGCAUGGGAAAGAAAACAGCUGAAGAAAGUGAUAUUCAAGAACUAAAGUACUUAAUAAUAAAAGAAACUUUGAGGAUACAUUCCCCCCUGUUGAUUCCAAGAGAAUGCAGGGACGAAUGUGAAAUUGAUGGGUAUAUAAUUCCCGUUAAAACAAGAGUCAUGGUCAAUGCUUGGGCAAUCGGAAGAGACCCUGAUGUAAGACUUACCUCCUUUAGAGGCAAAUUAUGA
Coffea arabica (coffee) is the source of this 810-nucleotide messenger RNA. The record is from RefSeq and is a predicted model, not a curated record. NCBI's taxonomy places the organism in Eukaryota, Viridiplantae, Streptophyta, Magnoliopsida, Gentianales, Rubiaceae.